This is a messenger RNA of Arabidopsis thaliana (thale cress), 1524 nucleotides long. RefSeq names its product lysophosphatidyl acyltransferase 3 (gene LPAT3). Gene Ontology annotation, biological process: CDP-diacylglycerol biosynthetic process. The coding region runs from base 153 to 1283 and encodes 376 amino acids. NCBI's taxonomy places the organism in Eukaryota, Viridiplantae, Streptophyta, Magnoliopsida, Brassicales, Brassicaceae. The record is from RefSeq and is marked reviewed. The transcript has 11 exons. Gene Ontology annotation, molecular function: acyltransferase activity; 1-acylglycerol-3-phosphate O-acyltransferase activity. Gene Ontology annotation, cellular component: membrane.
AAAACAACAAGGAUUUUCCUUAUUUUCAAUUCUCUAAUCUCCCAAAAAGAAUUUGAGAACAAAGAUAACAGUCAUCCUCUGUUGGUGUCUUCUUCAACAAUUUUUCAUAUUCUUCUGUUGCUGCUUUGUGUUGUUCCUUAUCUCUCUCAGACAUGAAGAUCCCUGCGGCUCUUGUCUUUAUCCCUGUUGGUGUCCUCUUCUUGAUCUCAGGGCUCAUCGUCAACAUCAUUCAGCUUGUGUUCUUCAUCAUUGUUCGUCCAUUCUCAAGAAGUUUGUAUAGAAGAAUAAACAAAAAUGUUGCGGAAUUACUUUGGUUGCAGCUCAUAUGGUUGUUUGAUUGGUGGGCUUGUAUAAAGAUCAAUUUAUACGUCGAUGCAGAGACUCUAGAGUUAAUUGGGAAAGAACACGCACUUGUCUUAAGCAAUCAUCGAAGUGACAUUGAUUGGCUUAUUGGAUGGGUCAUGGCUCAGCGUGUAGGUUGUCUUGGAAGCUCAUUAGCCAUCAUGAAGAAAGAAGCCAAGUAUCUUCCAAUCAUAGGUUGGUCGAUGUGGUUUUCGGAUUACAUUUUCUUGGAAAGAAGUUGGGCUAAAGAUGAGAAUACCCUCAAGGCAGGUUUUAAACGACUUGAAGACUUUCCAAUGACAUUUUGGUUAGCUCUUUUCGUUGAAGGAACUCGUUUCACUCAGGAGAAGCUUGAAGCUGCUCAAGAGUACGCCUCUAUCAGAAGCUUACCGUCUCCUCGAAAUGUUUUGAUUCCUCGUACAAAGGGAUUUGUUUCGGCAGUGUCUGAAAUACGGUCAUUUGUUCCUGCAAUAUAUGACUGUACCUUAACCGUUCAUAACAAUCAGCCUACACCAACUCUGCUUAGGAUGUUCAGUGGACAAUCAUCUGAGAUAAAUUUGCAGAUGAGACGUCACAAAAUGAGUGAGUUGCCAGAAACCGAUGAUGGCAUUGCACAAUGGUGCCAAGAUCUAUUUAUCACCAAGGAUGCUCAACUUGAGAAAUACUUCACAAAAGACGUUUUCAGCGACUUGGAAGUUCACCAAAUUAACCGGCCAAUCAAGCCAUUAAUCGUGGUCAUCAUUUGGUUAGGUUUCCUUGUAUUCGGUGGUUUCAAGCUACUGCAAUGGCUUUCAAUAGUGGCCUCGUGGAAGAUCAUUCUUUUGUUUGUGUUCUUCUUGGUCAUUGCAACUAUAACAAUGCAAAUACUAAUUCAAUCGUCUGAGUCACAACGUUCAACUCCAGCCAAGAGACCUCUACAAGAACAGCUUAUUUCUGCUUAGGACAAAAGAAAACUCUAUUUAAGCCACAUAUUUUACACUGCAUUGUUCCUUCACUCAAAUGUAAACAUAAUUGUUUUUGUUAGUGUGUAAUAUGUGUAAUAAAUGUUAAUCUAGUUUGAUCAUUUAGUCUUGUUGUCUAACAAUUGCAACCACAUUUCAUUGUCAAAUCUAUGUAUAAUUUUAUGUUUCCAAACUGUUAUUAUUUCAAAUAACCAUGAAAUUUAAUUUUGUGAACUUUCGA